Molecule: messenger RNA, 1975 nt
Organism: Antechinus flavipes (yellow-footed antechinus)
Lineage: Eukaryota; Metazoa; Chordata; Mammalia; Dasyuromorphia; Dasyuridae
Gene: RASL11B
Product: RAS like family 11 member B
Exons: 4
Coding region: 176-940 (254 amino acids)
Molecular function (GO): GTPase activity; GTP binding
Source: RefSeq, a predicted model, not a curated record
GCUGGGAGACAGCCGCCACAAACUCUGCCCCUAAGCUUGAGCUUUCGAGCAGCGUUUAGUGGCUACAACCCCUUGCAGAGCUCCGGGAGCUGCCGCCGCCGCCGGCCGCUGCGCCUUCCUCCUUCCCCAGCCAGUCCUGCCCGCCGGCUCGGUCCAGCCCUCCCCGGCCGGGGCGAUGCGCCUGAUCCAGAACAUGUGCACCAUCGCCGAAUACCCUACUCCGGGCAGCAGCGGCAGCGCCGCCGCCGCCUCCAUCGACUGCUGCCUGGGCGCGGUGUCGGGCCGCCGCCUCGUCAAGAUCGCCGUCGUGGGGGCCAGCGGAGUCGGCAAGACCGCACUGGUGGUACGAUUCCUGACUAAACGGUUCAUUGGCGACUAUGAAAGAAAUGCAGGUAACCUUUAUACCAGACAAGUCCAAAUAGAGGGAGAAACACUGGCGAUUCAGGUUCAAGAUACACCAGGAGUCCAGAUCCACGAACAAGGGUUGAGCUGCAAUGAACAACUGAACAGAUGCAUCCGCUGGGCUGAUGCCGUGGUGAUCGUUUUCUCCAUCAUCGAUUACAAGAGCUACGAGCUCAUCGGCCAGUUGCACCAGCACGUCCAGCAGUUGCACCCGGGCGCCCGGCUGCCCGUCGUCAUCGUGGCGAACAAGGCCGACCUGCUCCACAUCAAGCAGGUGGAGCCCCAGCACGGACUGCAGCUAGCGAACAUGCUGGGCUGCACGUUUUACGAAGUGUCCGUCAGCGAGAAUUACAACGAUGUCUACAAUGCCUUCCACGUCCUGUGCAAAGAAGUGAGUCACAAACAGCAGGUGACUAGCACCCCAGAGAAGAGGAGAACGUCCCUCAUUCCCAGGCCCAAGUCCCCCAAUAUGCAGGACCUUAAGAGAAGGUUCAAGCAAGCCCUGUCUGCAAAAGUGAGAACUGUCACCUCAGUCUGAGAGCAAAACUUUGGAGAGAUUUUGGUCUUCCGAGGAAGUAGUCCUGAAGUUCCCAUCCCAGAGCAUGGAAUUCUGGUACUUCAGGGUCUGCGGAAGGGCUGAACCUGACGGUCCUUCUGAACUGCUGCAGAAAGGGAAGAGCCCUUUUCUUAGCAGGAAGAACCGAGGAGCCAUGAAAAAGCCCGAGAAGUGGUUCUAGCAUGUGACCAGCUGGAUGAGUGCUGUCCCAAAGGGUUGGGCCUCUCUGAACCAGUGAAAUAAUCUGUGUUGUCUUUCCUUGUGGGGUGUGAGUGCUGUAGUGUAUGUCUACACCUGCCUCCUUUGUAAAGAAGCUAGUCAAUUGUAGUUUCACAGGAAAAGUACAGAAACGCCGUGAUUUACAAUGAGACUAGAGGAAGUUCUCAUCCCCUCAUCCCUGUCCCACAAGACUUUUAAGUUGCUAGUGCUGAAGCACAAACAAUUAUUUGCAAGAUGCCGUUCUAAGUUAGGGGGCAACCAGAUUCCUUCGUGGAUAAGGAGCAAAAUGUUUCCCAUGAAUAAAUAGCCCUGUUGUGUUUCUGGCCUCUAAACUUUCUGUACGACCAACACAGACAUUUGUAAACUUACACAAAUGUAAAAAAAAUCUAGUUGAUAUUUGCUUGAAAUACGAUGGGUGUGAUUCGCCGGGUCCAAAAGAUGCUGUGGUUGAGUAUGAUGCUUCAGCCAUGGAUGCUUAGUAAUUGUUAGUAACUGUCCUAUUGUUUCCUUCUGUUUUGACAUCAGGUGAAGAAAAAAAGUGGAUAUCAUGUUCAUUGAUUUUGAUGUGAUUUGUAUAACGGACUCUUGGCGAUGAAGUUGGGCUGCCUUCUAGGCUUGGCUGAGCCAUGACUGGUGGCUAAAUGCUAACGCACCAUCUUGCAGCGAGCAGAUGGGGAUGGGGGAGGUCAUACGGUCCCCAAACCUAUGGAGAUGCACUUUAAAAAGCCACGUGUGCUUUUGCUUAAACUGUAAUUAAUUUAUUUUGUGUACAAUAAAAAGGUCAUCUAGAUGAACAGA